AUGUCGGCCGACUCUGCCGUUUCUAUUGCAUGGGAUCUCUUGAAGUGGGCAGUUACUGCAAUCAAGCGUCCAAUAAGAUACGUGAUGUCCUCCAAGAGCUUCGCCGACAGUCUUCAGGAGGAAGUCCAGAAUCUUGAUGACGAGGUUCGGAGGGUCAACGUUCUUGCGGAACAGGCCAGAAACAAUGUUCGGAAGUUCCAUGAUGUCUUCACGAGGUGGGAGAAAAAAUCUGACGAUGCUUUGAAGGAGGUGCGAGACCUGUUGGGCAACUUCGAAAAUGCGACCAAGACUUGCUGCUACGGGACUCUUCCUGACCCCAAAUGUCGCUAUCAGUUCAGCAGGAAGGCCGAGGGCAAGAUCAAGGUCAUUCAGGAACUGGCUCAAAAAUGCAGCGGAUUCAAAGAAUUGGACGACAUCUCCUUCAUCGAUCCUACUCCGGGAAAUGUCCCUGCUUUUUCUGCCUCGACGUCGUUUGUGCUUGGGGACGAUGGCGUUUUCGAGUCCAGAGCUAUGAUGAUACAGAACAUCAUGGACGCUCUUGCCAAUAACAUCAAUAGUGUGGUCGGGGUCUACGGGAUGGGUGGGGUCGGCAAGUCCACCCUUUUGGUGGAUGUCCAAAGGAUAAUAAAGAAAAGCAAGUCGUUUGAUCUGGUCGCUAAGGCUGACGUGUCGGAAAAUCCAGACAUCAAGACAAUUCAAGGAGAGCUUGCGGACGCCUUGGGCCUUACUGAAAUAAAGAACAAAGAGACUACCAACGGGCGAGCGGAACUUCUACACGAGAGGUUGAAAGACGAGGAGAAGAAGAACAAGAAGGUCCUCAUAAUACUGGACAACCUGUGGAAGGGGCUCGAGUUGAAAUCAGUCGGCAUUCCUUGCGGACGUGACAAUAAAGUCAUAGGAUGCAAGUUACUGUUGACAUCGAGAUUUCGAAAUGUUUUACAAAGUGAAAUGAGCUGCGACAAGGCCUUCGCCCUAGAUGGACUGGAGGAGAAAGAGGCAAAAAUAUUGUUUGAGAGGAUAGUGGGAGAAAAAGUUCAUAAUGACGAGUUCAGACCCUGGUGGAUGAAGCGCUCCACAGAUGUGCAGCCCUCUAUUGAAAACUUGGUGAGGUAUGGCUAUGGUUUGGGGAUAUUUCAAAAAGAUAGCAGAAUGGAAGAAGCUAGAGAUAGGUUGAGCACACUCAUCCGCACUCUUCAAGCCUCCUCCCUUCUGUUGGACAAUGAAGGCACGGAUGGGUUGAAGAUACAUGACUUGGUUCAUGACUUUGUUGCCCAGUCCAUUUUAAGAGAUCACCCUCUUCUCGUGCUGAAAGAUAAAGACAUGUUGACAACACAAUUGCAGAAUGAGAGGCUCAAAAGUUGUUCAGCGCUAUGCUUUCCAUAUAUUGACAUAAAGGAGCUUCCCAAAGAAUUAGAUUGUCCCGAAUUGCGCAUCUUUUUGCUUUUCAACAACAAUAUGUCUCUUGAGAUUCCAGAUUCAUUUUUCAACUCUAUGAAGAAACUUGCGAAUUGUUCGCUAGAGGAUGUGGCCAUUCUCGGCAAGCUAAAAGGGUUACAAGUUCUCAGCUGUGUGAACUCCAACUUUCAACGAUUGCCAAAAGAAAUUGGGCAACUAACAGAGCUGAGGUUGUUGGACUUGAACUAUUGUUUAAAUCUUCGGAUGAUUGAACCGGGUGUGCUUGGAAGAUUGAUCAAAUUGGAGGAGUUGUAUAUGGAGAAUAGCUUUAAUCAAUGGAAUCCUGUGGAGCAAACUCAACCAACUAAUGCCAGUCUGAUUGAGUUGAAUCACCUGAAGAAUCUUUGCACUCUACAUGUCUCCAUUCCCAAUCCAAAAGCGCUCCCAGAGGACCUAGAUGUCAAGAAAUUAACCAAGUAUAAAAUCCAGAUAGGUAAUGCACAUUGGAGAAAGGACCUAGGAUAG
Molecule: messenger RNA, 1920 nt
Organism: Eucalyptus grandis
Lineage: Eukaryota; Viridiplantae; Streptophyta; Magnoliopsida; Myrtales; Myrtaceae
Product: disease resistance protein RPS2-like
Exons: 3
Coding region: 1-1920 (639 amino acids)
Molecular function (GO): ADP binding
Source: RefSeq, a predicted model, not a curated record